Messenger RNA from Notechis scutatus (mainland tiger snake), 6517 nucleotides. The record is from RefSeq and is a predicted model, not a curated record. NCBI's taxonomy places the organism in Eukaryota, Metazoa, Chordata, Lepidosauria, Squamata, Elapidae.
GUUUGUGUGUGUGUGUGCAUGCAUGUGCGAGCAUGUGUGUGAGCUCUAUACCUCAUUGAAACCAGCUUGCCUACAAGGAAGUCAACCCCUCUCAAUCCCCACUAGUACAGUACAGCCUCCUCCAGUCCUGCGAAGGGCUUGACACACUCAGCUCCAGUCUGCUGGCAAAAGAGCGGGAGGGAAAUCAUACAAAAAACAAGCGGAGGAACAGAAAAAAGACGGUCUUUAACAAGGCAGCCAAGGAGAAGGCACUUGGGUGGAGAAGAAAGAUUUACUUCAGGUGUGAUUCUGAGGACCAAACUCUGAUCUGAAGCCUGGGACCUCCCACUAUGGAAUACUACCUUCUUCUGAUACCCCUGCUGGGUCUGGUAAGCAGCGAACUGCCGUUUGUACAAAGAGGAUUCUGGGACUUCUCCAUGGACGACCCCUCAGUCCAAGAAGAGGAAGAGGCUUCUGGGAUCUUCCCUACUUCGAGUGGAGCUGAGGCAGAAGACAUUCCUUUCUACCCAGGCCUCUGUCCCUUUGGCUGUCAUUGUCACCUAAGGGUGGUCCAAUGCUCUGAUCUAGGUCUCAAGCAAGUGCCUAAGGAAAUCUCACCAGACACCACAUUACUAGAUCUGCAAAACAACCAUAUUACGGAGCUGCGCAAAGAUGACUUUAAAGGGCUCUUUCGCCUCUAUGCCUUGGUACUGGUGAAUAAUAAGAUCUCCAAGAUUCAUCCAAAGGCUUUUAGCCCUCUGAUUAAGCUGCAGAAACUCUACAUCUCUAAGAACAACUUGGUGGAGAUUCCUCCUAACCUGCCCAACUCCUUGGUGGAACUCCGGAUCCAUGAGAACAAAAUCAAGAAGAUCCCAAAGGCUGUGUUCAAUGGGCUCCACAACAUGAAUUGCAUUGCAGACCUCCCUGAAACCUUAACUGAGCUACAUCUGGACCACAACAAGAUCCAAGCAAUUGAAUUAGAGGACCUGAUCCGCUACUCCAAAAUCUACAGACUGGGCCUCGGACACAACAAUAUUCGCAUGAUUGAGAACGGCAGCCUUGCUUUCUUGCCUAUCCUACGCGAGUUGCACUUGGACAACAACAAACUCUCAAGAGUCCCCCCAGGAUUGCCUGACCUCAAGUUUCUGCAGGUGGUGUAUUUGCAUUCCAACAACAUUACCCAUGUUGGCGUUAACGAUUUCUGCCCUGUGGGCUUUGGGGUAAAGCGUGCCUCGUACCAUGGAAUCAGCCUUUUUGGCAACCCUGUGCCUUAUUGGGAAGUCCAACCAGCUACCUUCCGCUGUGCCACUGACCGCCUGGCUAUCCAGUUUGGCAACUACAAAAAAUAAAAAUCAAGAAUAAACGAGGGAGGGAGGGUCGGGUAGAGGGACAAGGUAAACCCAAUGGGGAAAUGAGGGGGUGGGAGUAGGGAGGGGGGAUGUGAAUCAGGUGAGUGUGAAAUGAGGGCCAUUCUGAAGAAGUGAGAGUCACCGGUAUGGUCAUGCUAACCAAAAAAAAAAAGUCAAGAAUUAUUGACUUCUAUGAGCCAGCCAAUGUCCGGGAUAGAGCAAGGGAUGGGAAGGAAGUUCAUAGAACAAAGGGAAGAGACAUAGAUGAAGAUCUUACGGUAUGGUCCAUUUAACUAGCCUACAUUAGUCCUGCAUUUGAAAUCAGCUCGUUAUGAUCUGCAAACAAGCACUUGUCUUUCUAGUUCUAACAGGUUUGAUGCUACUGCUGGCUUGUCUGGGGCAGAACAGGGUGGGAGGGGUGGGAAUUGAAGGGAUUCUGGGCUAUAGUUUUGUUUGCAUGAGGAGUCCGCUCUAUCAGACCUGCUACACCGAUAUAUUGUUGAUUUGUGAUUGACUUAUGUGCCCCCUGAAUUUAGCAGCUUGCAGUAUGGAUGCCAUUUUCUGACCGCAACCUUCAUAUAUUAUAGAAUGUGUUGGGUGAUCCAAUGAAUUCUGUUUCUGCAUUUCUUUAACUUGCAAAAUCAGCCUCUGUAUAUCUUUUUUUUAAAAAACAAAAAAAACAAAAACAAAAGAGGAAGGCACAUCUAUAUAAUGUACAUCAAUCUUAUACCAAUUAAACUAUCAUGACUCCUGCCAAAGUAUCCUAGGAAUAGAUUGGUGAGCUGGCUGCAAAACCUCAACAACUCCCAAGAUUCCUUGGGAAAAGGAAGUGAUUAAACAGACUGAAAGUUCUACUGUGACUUCUAUAUACCUAGGCCUCUAGCCACUGGCCACCUGGCUUCUAAACAGUGUGGCUGGAGAAACACCCAUUAUUCUACUCUUUAUUACAUCUUUAUUGAAAAAAAUAGACCUUGUAAAUGAUCCUACACAAUGUGUAAGUGGCCUGUCUUGAUAUCUGGAAAUGCUGGUUGUUUGAGAAGAUUAAGAAGUGAGCAAACAUAAUGUGGGAUUUUUGACUCAUCCAAUAGCAGCAAGAACAACCAAAACAUCAAUAAUCCUGUGCAAAUUCUGCUACUAAAGUCCCUAGCUUCAGCACAAAUCAAAGUAUAUUGUCCUUUGUUCAACUCAGGUUCCAAUUACCACAGCAAAUACGACAUUUCAGCAAGGCUGGGCAGAUGAUGGAAGAAACGCCACCCCUUUGGGGGGUUCUUUCUCUUAAGUAAGAGAGGCUCAGCAUGUCUCCUAUGCCAAUUAGCCAUUCCUUAUAUCGAAGAAGAAGACAAUGAGAGUAACUUGUCAUGGGUGCACAGAAGAUCCAGAAAAGUUUUCUCAGUUCACUGUCCCCAUUCUUCUCUACUCCUCCUUGUUCUGCCUUCAUUUAUUCUGGAAAAGUGAAGUGGAGGCUAGGUCCCUGUGGCCGUGUCCCCCUCAAAGUGUUUGAAUAUCAUUAGAUGUAUGCCCUAUCCCCGCAUGGUUGCUUGGUUUCCUGAGGCGUAGAGCUAAGACGCAUUUAGAAGAAGCGUUCAUUGCUGUAUGCAGAGAAUAUAAUGAGGGGUCCAGCAAGGCUGUCCUACAUUGGUAGGUCACCUGUCUUUUCCAAUUUAGUUUUCUGUCCUACAAGAAUAUUUAGAAAAAUCUGCUAUGCAGGUAAAUAAUGGAGUAACUGCAGGAGAUCCUUCGGUUGGUAACUCCGAGAAGCCUUUUGUCCAAAACUCUCAGAGGCUGAGGGUUAAUGAAGAUGUAUCAAUUGGGGUAGGCUGUUCAGCUCCAAUCUGAUUCAUUGAUCUGAGAUUUGAAUGGUUAAUUUGAUUGGCUUGGAACUGAUUCAAGGAAUUGAGUCUGCCUGAUUUUCUGAAUUGAUAGGGGGUGGGUGGGGGGAGAUUUUCACUCAUGCUCAAAAGCCAUUCCAUACAGGCAAAUCAAGUCAUCCUGACCUUUUGAUCCAAAUUGUCAAUCUGAUUUGGAAGUUAAUUUGAUUCAGAGGUCCAGGCCUACUAUUACAUAACUGAACCGUCAACGUGAAGCUUUUGCACAACUCUAUUACACAGUUAGGUGGGAAGUGGGCAGGAAAUAGAUAGCAAUGGGAUUUAUCAAAAUAGGAAAGGAUAAAAAUAAGACACUUGGGACCCAGAAAUACCUAAUGGAUCUAGACAAACAACAACAACAACAACAACAACACCCAGCUCUGCCCAGUGCCAUAGAAAUCAGUCAACCAAUGGAACAGCUUGCCUUCGUAAGUUGUGGGAGCUUCAUCACUGAAAGCUUUCAAGAAGAGACUGGACUGCCAUCUGUCAGAAAUGGUGUAGGGUCUGCUUGGGUGGCGGGGAGGGAAGGUUGGACUAGACCUACAAGGUCCCUUCCAACUCUGUUAAUCUGUAUCUGUAUUUGGAAAUGGAACCUGAAGGGCAUGAAUAAUGAAACCAGAACAAGCCGGCCCCCAAUACUAUACUGCACUUCUAUUCUUCACUCUGAUGCAGGCUUGACUUUUUGGGUAGUUGUGAUCCAGCAGACUGAGGAUGAUCAAGGAAGUAGAGAUAUUGAAGAAGCUGUGGGUGGGUGUGGGGGGAGAGAAAACUGGGAGUUGAGAUGGUAGGAUAGCACUUUUCAAUUACUUGAAGAAUAUAAAAGUGUUUUUUUUUUUUUAAAAAAAAAGCGCUAUUCCAGAUAAGGGAAUAUCGCUUGCACUUUUUCAAGCCAUUUCUAUAACCCUAUACUGAACGUGACCCAAAAACAACGUUAUCGUUUCACAGUUGUGGAAUUUUCCUUUUUUUUUCUUUUUUGCUCAAUCCCCCCUUUUUCAGUAGGUAGCAGAUCUUCAGUCCAGACAACCCAUACGCUUCAGGUCAGCUCUCAACGAUGACAAUCCCAAACCUAAUUCAGAACAUACAUCUCCCUAUCUUUAGUCUUUCAUUGUGGGUGUGGGGGGCUUUUUUUUCUCUCAAUCAGAGGCUGGGAAGAAAAAAAAAAAUACAUAUAGGAAAACCUCCAGAGAGGUUAAGAAAAGGCGAGAGACUUGUUUACCCACAAGCUUUGGGUAAAACAACUUUCAUUUCCAAGUAGAUAUCAGAUUAAGAGCAGUGCUGGAUUUAGGCAGAAGCUAAAUAAGGAACAGUUUCGGGCCCCACAAAAUUUCAGAAUGUCAGUUUUCCGAUUUUGCAAACAAGUUCAUUAUUAGCGAUAUUUUUUAAAAAUAAUUUUGUCAGCAUUUUGUAUGUAUAUUAAUGUAUCUUAAAAUUAUUUUUAAAAUUAGAUUUAAUUAUUAUUUCCAGGAUAUAUUGUAUUAUAAUCUAUGAGCAAAAAUCAAGCCAGACAAGUGAUAAAUCACUAAAUGGACUCCUUUGGAAAGGAGUAAGUACACACACACACACACACACACACACACACACACACACAAACACACCUGUUUUGGUAUGGACCUUAGCAAAACCAUUCUAUAGUAGCCUUUUAACCAGGGAUGUUCAGGGUCUCACCAAGUCUAAAUCCUGCAAUGCAAAGAGACAGAAUUUAUGAGAAGCAGAAUUACAUGCAUGCAUGAACAUAUCCUUUAUAUUUUUAUUGAAAGUUUUAACAACAAUAGUAAGAGCUAAUGCAAACUAGAAUAGAAUGAAAAAGAAGAAAGGGAAAAAUAAAAGUUAAAAGUGCUAAAAUAAAGAAAAGUGGAAGAAAACUAGAGAAAAAGAAUACAGAUAUAAAGAAAGAUAAAAAGACGUAGUUUUCAGUCUUCUUCACAACAGUUACAGCUACAAUUAUAUUUUAACUUCUCUCUCUCUCUAAAGUUACAUCAUUAUUCUCUUCUUUCUGUAAUCUAUCCUAUCACAUCAUCAAAACUAUAAAUCACAAGUUCAUUUUUACACAAAAAAAUCCAUAACGGGUUUCCAUUCGUCAAUAAAUGUACGUGUUUCCAUCUGCAUGCCUGGAGAUAUGGACUGUAACCCCAUCAGUGAAGGACCCUAUAUCAUUGCUAAGUUUUUUGUCCAGUUAAUAUUUUUUUUUAUCAACAGAUUACAUGUGUACCGGAGGUGGGGAACUAUGGCCCAUUUAUGACUUGUGGCCGGCUCAGGAAUUCUGGGAGUUGAAGUCCACAAGUUAUAAAAGGGACAUAGUUCUCCCACCCCUGGAUACAAACAACACUAAGCUGUAAAGAAAUAAUUUUGAGAAGAGGAAAUUUCCUUUUGUUCACUUCCUGCUUCUGGUCUUUGUUAUAGUUCAGAAAUGCAUGACGGAAUAAAGGGAACCUUUUCCCCCCCCCCCCAGCCUAUUUGCUUCUUCUGCAUCUUGUAGUGCCAUGCAGUGCAUGGCCGUUCAUCACAAAUGACAUUGCAUAGGCGAUCUCUAGGACUUCAUCUUUACUGCAUUAAUGUUAACGGAGCAGCUCUGCAGUGUCUUGAAUUGCAUUAUCAUAUUUUUAGACUGUCACCAAGUGGAACAAAGGCAACAGUUAACCACUCAAUACAAAAAUAAAAUCUAGUUAAAGGAAAGGAUGCAACUGUAGGGAUGAGGGAAAAUAAGAGCAAUUGCUUAGAUGUGAAUUCUUGAUUUGACCUGUAUAUUCACACAUCGUACAGAUUUCUCACAUUCUCUUGGUGAACUUUUUAGAAAAAAAGAAACUCAUGUUUCACAGUGAUGUCCAGUUCCUGCAGAGUCAUGUAGCUGAAAUCUGUCUAGCUGUGAAUUGGAUAACUAAGCCUUUGUCUUUCUGUCUGGUAGCAGGAAAUGUCUUCCUAGUUUUGUCCUUCCUCCUAUUAAAAUAAAAGUAGUAGGUUUAUGGGUUUUAUAUAAAAAAAUAUUGUGGAGCCAAGUACAAUAUUGACUCUUGUAGAAGUGUCCAAUAAAGUUAGCAGUAAUUGCCACCUUUAGCUGUUUUCGCUGGGGUUUGGUGAAUAAAAACAUCUUUUCGAUUUAGAAACUCCAGCAACAAUGCAAUUCAGCCACAGACAGGGAGACCAAAAGCAACUUUGUGCAUUAUUUUCUUUAGAUGUCUAUGUAUGCUUAGGACUUUUCAAAGUGUCCAUCUAAAAAUAUAAAGUAUGUAACUGGCAAAAGAACGUAACCUGCUGUUGAAUAUUGUAUGUGAUAUGGCCAUCUAGUUUACGACAUGCAAAUGUAUUUCUGACUGAAAUAAAAUUUUG